CUUCCCCCACCCCAGAUGCCAGCAACUUCACUUUGAUGUCUUCCUUUCCAACUAAGCAAACAUAGUCCCAUAAAAACAAAAUUGCAAAAUAGUAUUCUUAUACCAAAUUACACGUCUUGAUUUCUUCACCUAAGCUUCAUUGACUUCUUCAAUUUCUUUCUUUCCAAACAUAUAUAAACAGGAAAAACUCAAUUCACACACAAACUCACUAUAAUCACCUUUCCACCACCGUCAAGCACCACCGCAACCAUGGCGGCACCGUCGUCAACAACCAACGUGAUGCUCUCAAUCUCCGAGAAAAAAACAGUAUCAGUCGAUCUCUACCGUCCACUCCGAAAUUACAUAAUCUACAACUACUCCGAACGUGAAGCUCAAAAUAUCGAAGAUGAUUUACAAACCCUUAAGGAAUAUCGUUCCGACAUCGAACGUGCGGGUUCCACUGAUUCAUCAUCGUCUCUUCCUGCUCGCCGUGACCUUUUGCAGAAUUACUAUAAAGCCCUUUGCGCUGUUGAGUCUCGGUUCCCUAUUUCGCCUGAUCAAGACCAUAUUAAUUCUGUUACUUUUACUUGGUUCGAUGCUUUCAAGAACAAAAACAAAGCUGCUCAGCAGAAUAUUCAUUUAGAAAAAGCUGCAGUUUUGUUCAAUCUUGGGGCAGUGCACAGUCAGAUGGGGUUAGGUUUUGAUCGUUCAUCAGUUGAGGGGCGAAGGCAAGCAUCACAUUCCUUUAUUGCUGCUGCUGGGGCAUUUGCCUUCUUGAGAGACAAUGUGGCAAUGAAGGCAUCAAUGGGUAGCUCCACCACUGUUGAUGUCUCAGUCGAAUGUGCUGGGAUGCUGGAAAGACUUAUGUUGGCUCAGGCGCAGGAGUGUGUUUUUGAGAAUAGCAUUGCCAAGGGAAACACUCCUGGUGUCUGUGCAAAGAUUUCAAGACAGGUUGGAUUGUUUUAUGAGGAAGCUUUGGCAGCAUUAAGUGUUGCACCUCUGAACCAGCACUUUGACAAGGCUUGGCUAGCUCACGUUCAACUUAAGGCAGCACUAUUUUAUGCCGAGGCCUGUUAUAGGUACAGUCUAGAGCUCCAUGAGAAAGAAGAAAUUGCUGAGGAAAUUGCGAGGUUGAAGAGCGGGGUCAAUGCCUUGUCUGAGGCAAGAAAAACAUCUCCAAGGGGAGCAGCACAGCAGCUCUUGGAUGCAAUGAAUAAGCUAGAAGCUAGUUUAAAUCUAAACUUGGAGAAGGCUAUGAAGGAAAAUGAUAGAGUCUACCUCAUGAGGGUUCCACCAGCCAGUUCUCUGUCACCACUUCCAGCAUUUUCCUUGGUCAAGCCUAUGCAGAUGAAUGAUGUUCUGGAUGCUAGCAAGGAGAAGAUGUUUGCAAGUCUUGUCCCAGACAACAGUGCUAAAGCUCUUUCUAGGUACACUGAGAUGGUUGAUGACGUCAUCAGGACUCAAGCCGAGAAGUUACAACAGGGGAGCGAGCUAGCUCGAGUGAGGCUUAGAGAAAUGGACUUGCCUGAUUCUAUUCUUGCCUUGGAUGGGAAUUUAUCUCUACCUUUGGCCUUAAAAGAAGAUGUAGAGGCAGUGCAAAUUUGUGGUGGUCCAGCUGGUUUGGAUGCUGAGCUGCAGCAACUCAGAGAUUUGAAGAGGGUGAACCAGGAGUUGCUGGUCCAGACCGAGGAACAUUUGCAAAAAGAAGCAACAGAAGAUGCACAAUUUAGAACUCAAUUUGGAACACGAUGGACAAGGCCUCAAUCUACUACCUUAACAAAGAACUUGCUGGACAGGUUAAAUAGGUUUGCAGCUAACCUGAAGCAAGCUGCAGAAAGUGAUGCCAGGAUUGAGCGAUCAGUAAGGGAUCAUGCAGCACUCAUGUCAAUCCUUGACCGCCAUCCAAUCGAAUCUGCUCUUCCAACCUUGGAAAGACCAAUAAUGUCUUUGGACGCCACUGAAGAUGCCAUUGUGGGGGCUCUGAAGCAGAGCUUGAGGCAUUUAGAAACGCUUGGUGCUCAGCGGGCUGGACUGGAAGAUAUGCUGAAAGAGAUGAAGAGGAAGGAUGAUAUACUUCCGAAAUUGAUGACAUCCACUGGCUCCCAUGAGGAUCUUUUCAGGAAGGAGAUUGCAAAAUAUGAUCAUAUUUGUGAAGAAAUUGCUCGAAACCUUGAGGCACAAGAACAAUUGUUGCUGCAGAUUCAGGCUCAUAAUGAGGAGUUUGCUUCUAUUUUCAGUCUUGAGGAUUAUAAAGCUAAUCGCGAGAGAAUCUAUAAUCAGAUUGAAGCUGCCAUUUCAAAAUAUCGAGAAAUCAAGGACAAUAUCAAUGAGGGAUUGAAGUUCUACGUAACACUUCAGGAGGCGAUCACUAAUGUAAAACAGCAGUGUAGUGAUUUUGUGAUGACAAGAAGCAUACAGUGCCGAGAAAUGAUAGAAGAGGUACAGAGGCAAAUCUCAGGUCUCAGUUUCCAGGACAGUAAAAGUUCAAGUGGUUAUGCCUAUCCUUCAGUUGGGCAGCCUCAACAGGCUCCAAGAGCCAAUCCCCAACUGCCUGCCGAUACUGGAAAUAUACCCAAUCAUCCUCGACCCCAAAAUCCUACAUACCAGCCUCCCCAACAACCAACAAUGCCUGGAUAUAGUCAAACUUCUCCUUAUGGUUCUCCACAACCGCCUGCACCACCUUACAAUUUUCCGGGUCAAGGUCAACCAUAUCCGCAUCCUCAGCAUCAACAACAGCCUCCACAAAGCCACGAGUAUGGCCAACCUGCAUAUCCUGGGUGGCGGGGUCCAUACUAUAAUGCACCUCCACAACAACCCGGGGCUAUGCCUCGGCCUCCUUACACUGCCCCUUCACCAUAUCCUCAUCCUCCUCCCCAUCAGAGUGGCUAUUACAGGCAAUAAUAGUUUUCCAAUAUUUUUCUCGCGUGCAAUCUCAUGUUCAUUUUUGUAUGGCAAGUUUUUGUCAUUUGCAAGUGGUAGAUUGGACCUGGCUAGAUUUCUUUGUUAAUACCAGUUCUUAGCAUUUAUUAUACGUUGUAAGCAACUUUGAAUGAAUCAUGGCUCGCAUUACCCGCGUGUACAGGGUAUCUCCUUGUAAAAUCAUAUUGAUUCUGUACGAUGAUCAAAAUACUGGAACAAUAAUUGAAACUUCUCCAGUCUUCAGUAAACUAUGAGAUCUGAUAUUUUGUGAAUAAUAAAAAAAUGUCAUCUGAUAUUUUGUGGAUCUA
This is a messenger RNA of Nicotiana tabacum (common tobacco), 3206 nucleotides long. The record is from RefSeq and is a predicted model, not a curated record. NCBI's taxonomy places the organism in Eukaryota, Viridiplantae, Streptophyta, Magnoliopsida, Solanales, Solanaceae.